UCGAGAACGAAUCGAGCCUUCAGUCACGAUGGCUAAGGUAGACUUCCUAGAAUUUUAAAAUCCACGAACGAAGAUGCAAUUCAUCGUAGUAAAAUAUGGUUCUAAAGGAUUCAGCCCAGGAGCAUGAUAAAGAUGUUCAUGGGUUUACGCAAUCAAAAUUCCUGGCAGUCAAAGAAGGACUCGAGCGAGAAGUUGAUGUUGAGCCGGCAAAGCCAAUUUUUCCCGGUGGCAAACAAGUCAAACAUGUCGUAUCUGGAGGAGUUGCAGGCGCUUUGUCACGAACUUGUGUUUCGCCUUUAGAAAGAGUGAAAAUUCUUCUACAGAUUCAAGUUAAGGAUCCAAAAUUUUCAGGCGUUGGUGCAACUUUGAUCAAAAUAGGAAGAGAGGAAGGGGUAAAGGGUUAUUUUAAGGGUAAUGGAACAAAUGUUCUUAGAAUUAUUCCGUACUCAGCAGUGCAAUUUGCUUCAUAUGAAGAAUUCAAGAAGCUUCUGAAGGUUUCAGAAGAUCUUCAAAACCAAACUCCUUUGCGGCGACUAGUUGCUGGAGGUUUGGCUGGGACAACAUCUGUUAUUGCAACUUAUCCUCUUGAUCUUGUAAGAACAAGACUUGCAGCACAAUGUGAAGGGGCAGAGAGAAGAUACAGGAAUAUUUUACAUGCAUUUCAAACAAUUCUGAAAGAUGAAGGAGGACUUAUCAGUGGUUGUCUUUACAAAGGACUUCCUCCAACUGUCAUGGGAAUUGCUCCCUACAUAGGCUUGAAUUUUGCUGUUUAUGAAACUUUGAAAGAUUUUGUCCUGGGGCAUUUAAUUGUGAGAGCACGGGGAGCAGAGCUGAAAAGAAUGGACAAAGAUAGGGAAUUACCUGUUGUGGUUCGUCUCAUUUGUGGUGGACUAGCAGGAGGUAUUUCUCAAACUGUAACUUAUCCUUUAGAUGUGGUGAGAAGACGAAUGCAAAUGAAAGGGAUCAGUGGGGACCUGUUUGCGUACACCUCUACUAAACAUGCAUUCACAACCAUUGUUCAAGUGGAAGGAGUAAAAGGUUUAUACAAAGGAAUGUGGCCCAAUCUGCUCAAGGUUGCCCCACUUGUUGGAAUCCAGUUUGUAACUUAUGAAAUAACCAAGGCCUUCUUGUAUGGCCAAGGACUUCAACUCCCCUGGAGAUAACAAGGCGACAUGCGUUUAUCCUUAGAGUAAUUGCCUUUAAUGAUAACAAAUUAGAGCUGAAAACCCGGGGUUCGUGAAGUGAAGACUUCAUACCUGAAACAAGCAGAUAUUCGAAUUGUCCAUUUGGUUAUUUAAUACCAACUGAUAAAAAUUCAAGCUACUGCUUUGUAUUUUUUAAGAAGCAAUUGAUAUUUAAGGUUGCUGUUAAGUUAUGCUGUUUCCCUUUUGGAAAAUGUGGUGUUAAAGACACUAAUCAUACAGAAAACUACGCACAAUGAUCAGGGGUACAACACAGUCACCAUCUGAAGUUAUUUUUAUUUUUUGCACCUACUUUUCCAUUCCUUUCCACAAAGCGAGAGCUUAACGCAUGUCCUGGCGUAGGGAUCUUCUUUACAUGUCUGUAGAUAAGCACAGUUCCUAAAUACUUUUCUUAACUAAAUUGUUAACUAAUCAAUCGAAUUAAAGUGAGUAUAUGAA
Molecule: messenger RNA, 1640 nt
Organism: Pocillopora verrucosa
Lineage: Eukaryota; Metazoa; Cnidaria; Anthozoa; Scleractinia; Pocilloporidae
Biological process (GO): transmembrane transport; adenine nucleotide transport
Cellular component (GO): mitochondrial inner membrane
Molecular function (GO): nucleotide transmembrane transporter activity
Source: RefSeq, a predicted model, not a curated record